Dendrobium catenatum is the source of this 1244-nucleotide messenger RNA. Its product is annotated as oligoribonuclease. Gene Ontology annotation, cellular component: mitochondrion. Lineage: Eukaryota; Viridiplantae; Streptophyta; Magnoliopsida; Asparagales; Orchidaceae. Gene Ontology annotation, molecular function: nucleic acid binding; 3'-5'-RNA exonuclease activity. The record is from RefSeq and is a predicted model, not a curated record. The transcript has 8 exons. The coding region runs from base 176 to 955 and encodes 259 amino acids.
CAUACCAAACGCUCCAUAAUAACUUUGAAGCGUUCAACUUAUAUCAGAGAUUAAAUUAGGAGUUGGAACACGAAUUAGGGUUUAGUGACUAUUAUACGAUUGGGAUUCGAGUCUAAAGCCCUACGUUUUGCUUGAAGAAUUUUCUCGUGCCAGAUAGGUCUUCCCGGAUUGGAGCAUGAGCGGGCUUUCGAACUUCUUCUCCGUCCUUAAUUUGGACGCAGAAGACGAUAAGGAGCAGAUUGCCAUCCCGAAUGCUGUAUCCGCCAUUGAUGAAAGCUCUGGGCGAAUAUCUGGUGAUGGUGAUGAACAUACCGGUGAAUUAACAGUGAAAAGAGCUCCUUCUAAAAGUCAUAAAUCUAACAAUAAGGUUCUUCAAUUAUCAUCAUCAUUAUCAGGAAACUAUAAACUACCUUUGGUAUGGAUUGACUUGGAAAUGACAGGACUGGAUAUUGAAGUUGAUAGAAUAUUGGAAAUAGCUUGUGUUAUAACUGAUGGUAAAUUGACCACAUCCAUGGAGGGUCCUGAUUUAGUAAUUAACCAGAGCAAGGAGUGCUUGGAUAACAUGGGAGAAUGGUGUAGAGAACAUCAUGCUGCUAGUGGCUUGACAGAAAGAGUUUUGCAAAGCACGAUAACUGAGAAAGAUGCUGAAGAACAGGUAAUAAACUUUGUAAAGAAUCAUAUUGGGUCUCAAACGCCUCUUUUGGCUGGAAAUUCCGUAUAUGUGGACUUCAUGUUUCUGAAGAAGUACAUGCCAUACUUAGCCGGCAUCUUCCCUCAUGUGCUCGUUGAUGUGAGCAGUAUUACUGCAUUGUGCAUGCGCUGGUUUCCUAAAGAAAGGAAGGCUGCUCCUACUAAGGAGAAGAGACACAGAGCCAUGGAUGAUAUCAAAGAAAGUAUCAGAGAGCUAAAAUACUACAAGGAAAGCAUAUUUAAAGGUUUCCGCAAAUCCAAAUAGUGGACAGUCUUUGGCGCUUUGCUGCUUCAGAACAGAUACCUUUUCUGAAACUCUACACGCAUAUUGUAUUAGUGACUAAGAGGCUAAGAAAAUAUGUCACAAUGUUUGUAAAUUUCAUCAUUUUGUAGGAUGGAUGUAGUUUAGAAAUUAACAUCUAAUAUGUUUUGAUGUCUCUAACUUGUGUAACCUCCUCUUACUGGUAGUUAUUGCAGGCUCUAUGCUCCUCAUCUUAUUCAACAACCAUUCAUUGAAGUUUUUAUUAUAUAUAAUCAUGAUUUUAUUGUUUCAA